Molecule: messenger RNA, 4212 nt
Organism: Trypanosoma theileri
Lineage: Eukaryota; Euglenozoa; Kinetoplastea; Trypanosomatida; Trypanosomatidae
Product: putative protein kinase
Exons: 1
Coding region: 1-4212 (1403 amino acids)
Biological process (GO): protein phosphorylation
Molecular function (GO): ATP binding; protein kinase activity
Source: RefSeq, a predicted model, not a curated record
AUGAAAAGAACAGAAAAGCGUUCAGAUGCCCCAUUAGACGCAACUGCGACGCAGUCAGUUAUAUCAGCAGACUCUACAGUUUCUUCACUAUUAGUAAAUGAAACCAUUCCUCCUAUCAAUCUAGCGAUGAGUGAAUCGUCUGUUGAUAGGCGGAGUUCCCCACAUAAUCGUAGUGUGACAAUUCCUCCGGAUAGAAUUAUUCCCUAUGAUACAGAUGAGAGAGAUGUCACUCUGCGAAAUACACCGCAGGGCAACUUGGCACAUUCCUCACCACAUCCUCUAAUGACGUUGAGAGCGGAGUCGGAUAGUACGGAAAUGGAUAUUAAUAAGCCUCGAAGAAGAGGUUAUCUCUUCAAAGAGAGUAGUGUAGAAAGGCAUGCGGAUAGGGUUAGUCAGGAACAACAACAACGUGAAAACUUACAACGUUUCUUUAAAGUUAUUUCCACACAAGAUAUGGAUGCCUCUCCCACUUCCACACAGAAUGUACGGGAGGAACCUAUGUCGGUUCAACGUCGAUUAUCGGAUAAUUCUUCUCCUCGCUCCUGCUUUAACCCACAUUCCCCGAUCACCUCUAAUAUCGUUCCUCACACUCCUUCCCCUGCUGCCUCUCUGAAUGCCACGCCCUUAUCGGCGUUGGUUCCCACUGCUGGUGUGGAGUUUUCCUCAUCACCGACGGUGUUGGAUUUAUUCUGCCGUCCAACAUCUCGAAGCUCUGGCACUCGUGCCGUCGCAACGAUGACACAAGGAGGAGAUAUUAGAGAUGAUUUGGAUAUCAACAACGCAGAGUUUACAGUAUUAGAUUAUACUUUGCAUAGACCAAAGCCAAACAUUCGAGCACAUUCGUUAAAGCUACAGUUUCUUGGAUUUGUUAUAAUAGCUACGAUGUUGCCAUUUCUUCUUAUUGUUCUGCUUUUUGGAAUGCAUUAUUGGGCUACGACGAGGUUGAUCACAUCUACAAAUGAUUUUCUCAUCACGACUCUUACAGUUGGAAGUACUUGUGGGGAUAAGGUUUCUGAACUCUCAGAAAAUAAGUUUGGAUCUUUGACUAAAGAAGCCUUUACACUUAUGAUAGGCAUUAUAUUAGCCUUUUUUAUACUUAUCCUAGGAGGUAUAAUUUUUUUCUUGGUGGUACAUUGGCGUUAUGUAUUUUCACCUUACAUAAAAGUUCUUGCCUUUAUACGAAGUGCAGCUCCAAUACUUUCUAGAAUUGAAGCAAUCACACCUGAAGAAUUAGAAAAGGCCCCUAAACCUCUAAAAUUUCCUUUUUGUUGGCGAAAUAAUGAGAAAGCAUCUGUGAUUACUCAAUUAGCUGAUAAAAUAGUGACUUUAGGUAAUUCCUUAGAGGAGUUAAAACGUUAUGUUCCUCAUACAGAGCGAAGUGAUUUUGUUAAUAGUAUCAUGAGAACGCAAAGACGUGAAGGUGCAGUAUCUAUUCAUGUGAAUGAAGUACAUAGCGAUAUUCUUUCACAGCGCUCACGACGUACUCGUGAAUUCCCAUCAGGACCUUCUUCUCCACGUAAUGAUGCUAUUUCUGUAACUUUAACUCCUCUUAAUCCACUCAUAGCCGAUGGUAAUAGUGGUGACAACAUUAGUGGCAGUAAUGCUCUUAAUAAUAUGCGAAAAGAAACGUUAACUCUCCCUGGUAAAAGUCCAUCACACGAUGGUUUAGUAAACUUGGCUGAAACACAUACAACAGGGUUAGAAGAUGUAGAGAAUGUCAGUACACCUUCACGGCGAAGAGUUGUAUUCACUUCUGGACGAAUGUCACCUAAUUUGGGUGGUUCUUUUAACUCUGCUAUUACUGUAUCGGGUGAACAUGGUCGUCCUAUAAGAAGUAAUGGAAAUAAAGAUCAAAAUUUUUCAGAAGUUGGUGAAACUAAAAGUAUGGCUGUAAAUGAUUUUGGAUAUAGUGUACACCAAGUAACAUUUUUAGUUUGUCGUUUAUUUUUACCCAAAAUAGGUUCAAAUUCAGAUGGAAGAUCAAAACAACGUACUAUAAAGGAGAUACAAGAAAUGUCUAAACGUUUUUUCUCAGUUGUUCUUCGAAUAACACGAGAAGAAAAUGGUGUUCCUUUUGAUAUUCGUUUGGAUUCUGUUAUUAUAACCUUUCACACACCUUCAGGUCCAAACUCUGUUAAUCUUAUACAUCCAAGUAGUUGUGCAUUUCGAAUAGUCUCAGAAUUAGCUUUAUUAGAAUUACAGUGGUCUAAAAAAUCAUCCACUCCAUUUGUUUGGGCUAUUACAAUGCAUUUGGGAAAGUUUGUUAUUGGUCUUUGUACAACAGGAUGUCGUAACUUCAGAGUAUUAUAUAGUGAAGAAAUUAAACUUGCCUAUCGUGUAGCCGAACUCUGUCAUGUUUUUAAUACACCUUUUCUAAUGUUUCAACCAUGUUAUAAUGUAUUUCGUAUUUGUAUGUUAGCCGUACCAGUAGACGUUAUUCAAAAAGAUACACAUCAGGGUAAAGGUUGUAUGUAUCUAUAUAGUCCUAAAUCUUUUGGAGAUGAGGAGGAAGUAAAUAAAAAACGUGCUCGUUAUGCUCCUAUCAUGGAAGCUUUUGGUUUAAUGUGUGAGAAAAAUUUUACAGAAGCUUCUAAGAAAUUUGAAGGACUUUUGGAUUUGGAUAAUAGUGUGAGUAGAUUACAUCGUCUUUGUGUGUAUUUUGCACGUCUUCAAAAGGAGGGAAAACUUGAUAAUGUUCUUCCAAGUGUUGGUCGAUACUCCCGUGAGGAACCAAAAUGGACUUCUGUAGAAUCAGUUGCCAAGGAAUUCCUACAAAAAUACGAAGAACAACAACAACAACAACAACAACAACAACAACAACAAGAUAUAGGUGAGGAAUCUCAAAAUUCUUCUCAUACCCAUACUUACCUUGAAGGAGAUGAGAUUAGUUUAAUAAGGAGUGACAUCACAGAUGAAACACGAUCGGGUGUUACUCCCGCAUUGUCUGGAGUAACGUAUGCGAUGGGAGUUCCUCAUGGUGAUCAUUUAAUGCUCCCCGCAUUUAGUAUUACGAUGCCGCCUUCUCUCACUACACAAGGAAGUUGUUAUGGUGCUGAUGUGGAUAUCACAACUCCACCAAUGCCACAAAUAACAUCUUUAUAUGAGGAAAAUAUGGAUUUACGAGAAGUUAAUAUUCGACAAUCUCUUCGAGGAAUGCAUACACCUGCUCUUUUCUCAGAGCUCGGAACUGAAACUGGAAGUGAAGUGAGUUUUCGACGAGGUACUGAAGUAAAUGAUGAUGUCUUUGGAAGUCGGCAUGCUGAAGAAGAUGAAGGAAGUGUUGCUAGUGCUGCUAUUGGUGGUGGUAGUGGAAGUUUAGAUUUUGAUUUAUAUGAACCUAUUGGACAGGGAACUUUUGGUACAAUUUAUAGAGGUAUAUUACGUGAUGGUACAUUUGUGGCUGUUAAGAAGUUAAAUAUUCCGGAUAAAGAAAAAGAAAAUCCAUGUAUUCAAUCUUCACGAUCUGAAGUUGAAAUGUUAUCUGGUUUACGUCAUGAAAAUAUUGUUCGUUAUAUUGGAAGUGGAUUUAAGUAUGGAUCAUUCUGUAUUAUUACAGAAUUAGUUCCUGGAGGUUCUCUUGCGAAACUUGUAAAUACCUUUCGUUCACUUCCACUUGAUACUAUUAGAAUUUAUACGGGUAAUAUUCUUCUUGGUCUUCAAUACUUGCAUGAGCGACAAAUUGUUCAUCGAGAUAUAUCUCCAAAUAAUGUUCUUAUAAGUAUAGAUGGUGUGUGUAAAUUAAGUGAUUUUGGAGGGGCGGUAGAGUGUGCAAUGCAAUCUGCUGGUUUGGCUUCUGAUAUGCCAUUAAGUGAUCCUAAUAUGAGUAUUAUAGGAGAAAAGACAAUGAUGGUGUCCGUCGGUCGUGAAAGAUUCUCAUCCACAGGAACGGUUUUACAUAAAGAUUGCUUUGGAACUCCUGCUUGUAUGUCACCAGAGGCCUGUUCAGGUAUAGUGGAUCCAAAGAAUGAUAUUUGGUCUUUAGGCAUCACAUUAUACUUUUGUUUCUCUGGUCGUUAUCCAUGGCCAAAGGCAGAGAUGAAAGAUCCAGUCUCGUUGAUAAAGAAAAUUCGAGAUGGUUCUCUUGUACCUGAUAUAGCCUGGGACAAGAUGGAUCCACAGGCUGCAGAUUUUAUUAAUCUUUGUUUAAAAAGAAACGCAAGUGAACGUCCAACGGCUACAGAGCUUAUGUUUCACGCUUUUAUCGUGGAUUAA